AUGCCCCAUAUAGCCAACACCCCCGAAUCCCUCCUCCCACGCACCGACUCCCUAGACCCAUCCACAACAUGCCGCGGAACAACCAACAACGGACGACCCUGUCGACGACCCCUGACCACCUCCCCAGAUAGUCCACCACCGAUCAAACUUGCCAAAUCAGACCCCUCCGUGCUCUUCUGCUGGCAACACAAAGACCAAGCCGCGUCGAUCGUCCAAGAAGCCGCCGCCGCCGCAGGAGUAUCCGCAGAUCCAUCCUCGCAAACAAAACCCCGAACCAGUAUCGACACGCUCAUGGAACGACUCGGCGUGAUGGACUUGAACGGGGAUGGGAGCUCAAAACCGCAUCGACGAAGGACACAGAAGAAAAAGAAGAAGACCCGACGCACGAUAUGUUGCUGUUUCGAGGUCAUCGAGGAAGAAGAUCUGCCUGUACCCGCGAGACCGGUUCAAUCUCCAUCGUCUCAACCCCAAAUGACACAAGUAUCCACACCACCAGUCGACCGUCACCGUCAAAAAGACCCGAUCUUGAAAUGGAUCCCAGUGACAUUAUCCGAUCAAACAAGCACGGUCCUGGCCAGCGAACUCGAGAAACCGAUCUCCGAUGCCGACGAGCCAGGAUAUAUCUACAUGUUCUGGAUGACGCCGACAGACGGUACGAAUAACAACGGCGAGACGACACGGUCCGGUGGACCAGGAGGGCCACCAACGCGGGAAAUCGCAUCAUCGUUACUACCGCCGGAGUCCGGAUCCAGUCGACACCAGAACCCGCGACGGAUCAGCGAGGCGUUGCAGACGGCUCGGGAGAUGAACAGCCUGACGAGUAACCCGACAGACACGAGUCCGGGGACGUUACGGUUGAAGAUCGGACGCGCGAAUAACGUGCAGCGACGGCUGAACGAGUGGUCGAGACAGUGCUCGCAUGAACUCACGCUUAUUCGGUACUACCCCUAUACCCCCUCGACGCCGUCGCCGUCGCCGUCGCCGGCACGACACGGCGCAGGGGGGAGGCACGCGAGCCCCGGCGGACUGCAGGCGGGGCGAAAGGUACCGCAUGUGCAUCGCGUGGAGCGACUGAUUCAUCUGGAACUGGCGGAUAUCAAGGCACGAGACCUAGGCAAAUGUCCGGACUGCGGCAAGGAGCACCGCGAGUGGUUCGAAGUGCCGGCGGACAAGGCAUCUCUGAAACGGGUGGACGACUGCAUACGGAGAUGGGUGGAAUGGGCCGAGACUCAUUGA
Molecule: messenger RNA, 1236 nt
Organism: Aspergillus melleus
Lineage: Eukaryota; Fungi; Ascomycota; Eurotiomycetes; Eurotiales; Aspergillaceae
Exons: 1
Coding region: 1-1236 (411 amino acids)
Source: RefSeq, a predicted model, not a curated record